AUGGGCUUAAUAUAUUCGUUGCCGACAGAAGUAUCCCCUCACCGGGUUCAUCACACCCCUCACCGGGUUCAUCAACCAAAGGGGCUUAAUAUAUUCGUUGCCGACAGAAGUAUCCCAACCAAGAGAUAUGGGCUUAAUAUAUUCGUUGCCGACAGAAGUUCCCCUCAUCAUCAACCAAGAGAUGUGGGCUUAAUAUAUUCGUUGUCGACAGAAGUUCCCCUCACCGGUUCAUCAACCAAGAGAUAUGGACAGCCCCUAAUAUAUUCGACAGAAGUAUCCCCCCCUCACCGGGUUCAUCAACCAAGAGAUAUGGGCUUAAUAUAUUCGUUGCCGACAGAAGUAUCCCCUCACCGGGUUCAUCAACCAAGAGAUAUGGGCAUAUAUUCGUUGCCGACAGAAGUAUCCCCUCACCGGGUUCAUCAACCAAGAGAUAUGGGCUUAAUAUAUAUCGUUGCCGACAGAAGUAUCCCCUCACCGGGUUCAUCAACCAAGAGAUAUGAUCCCUCUGGUUCAUCAACCAAGAAGUUUAUCCCCUCACCGUCAUCAACCAAGAGAUAUUCGUUGCCGACAGAAGUAUCCCCUCACCGGGUUCAUCAACCAAGAGAUAUGGGCUUAAUAUAUUCGUUGCCGACAGAAGUAUCCCCUCACCGGGUUCAUCAACCAAGAGAUAUUAAUAUAUUCGGGACAGAAGUAUACCGGGUUCAUCAACCAAGAGAUAUGGGCUUAAUAUAUUCGUUGCCGAUAUCCCUCACCGGGUUCAUCAACCAAGAGAUAUGGGCUGUCGAUACAGAAGUAUCCCUCACCGGGUUCAUCAACCAAGAGAUAUGGGCUUAA
Acanthosepion pharaonis is the source of this 834-nucleotide messenger RNA. The record is from the annotation of a GenBank genome assembly. NCBI's taxonomy places the organism in Eukaryota, Metazoa, Mollusca, Cephalopoda, Sepiida, Sepiidae.